UAAAUAAAGCCCUUUACGGUGGUGGAUGCCCUUAAAUGCCAAAAGCACACAGCUUCUUGGGUGCGAGCGAGCUGGAGAGGGAAAAAUACAAUGGAGAAGGCUCUGGUGAAAGUAGAAAGCAUAAAAGCUGGAAGCUUUUGGCUAUCAAAGAAAGCCAAGGAAGAAUUCAACAAUGUCGCUCAAGACCUCACUACUGUUUCAAAUGUUGUUGAAGAGAAAGCAAAAUGGAUAUUUAACAAGCUGAAAGGAAAGCCAUCGAGAAGCUUACCAGAACUUCUACGAGAGUACAACUUACCAGUAGGCCUUUUCCCUCAGAAUAUUGCGUGUUACGAGUUUGAUGAGUCGAAAUCGAGGCUGACAGUGCACUUACCCUUCUCUUGCGAAUUGAGCUUUAAAGACUCCUCUGUGAUAAGAUAUGCCCCCCGGGUCAAGUGCAUUCUCCUAAGGGGCAAGCUCAUGGGUAUAGAAGGAAUGAAAACGAAGGUCCUCGUAUGGGUCAAGAUCACAAAUGUGGCUGUUGAGGGCAACAAGUCGGAAAAGGUUUGUUUCACUGCUGGUGUGAAGAAGUCGAAGCCAAAGGAUACUUUUGAGAUGCCUCAUUAUGCUGUUAAAGUAGACGACUUUUGAGAUUAGGGUGUCGAAGUUUAUUAUGGUCAGGCUUGAUAUGAAUUCGCUAACUAGGCUUCUCGACUGGUUAGGACUCAUUUCUCUUCAGUUUAUUUAGCACGAUGAGGAUAAUUCUUUAUCAUGGUUUUGGACCUUAUAAAUUAAGACCAGUUGAAAUUAUAUCGUUUCUUGCCUUUGGAA
Olea europaea var. sylvestris is the source of this 807-nucleotide messenger RNA. RefSeq lists its product as uncharacterized. The coding region runs from base 91 to 627 and encodes 178 amino acids. The transcript has 3 exons. Lineage: Eukaryota; Viridiplantae; Streptophyta; Magnoliopsida; Lamiales; Oleaceae. The record is from RefSeq and is a predicted model, not a curated record.